AUGAAUAUAUCAUCACGUUUAAAUUUGAUAAAACAGUUUCAAUUGAAACGUUUAUCACAUAUUAUUGAUCAUUCACUAUUAUAUACUACAUCUGCAGCAUAUCAGCAUCAACAACAACAAGCUCUCCUUCAAUCAGAUAUUUUUAAUAUUCGACCUACUACAUCCUUAAUAAAAAAUUUAGUUGAACAUAAUCAACCCUUUCGACAAUGGUUUAAGAAUGUAUUACGUACAUUUUCUAUGAAUAAUAAAGAAUUUCUAAUGAUGUCAUCUAUUAAAAAUGAUCCGCGGAAUUUUCCACCAGAGCCUGGAGUUGGAAAAGAAAAUCAAUCUGAUAAUCAAAAUCCAUCAACAGAUAGUAAUGAUCCAAAUAAACAACAACAACCACCACUUCCCUCUCCAAUGAAUCCACGAAUAAUAAUUACGAUCUUUCUUCUAUCUAUGAUCCUAGCAUAUAUAACUUCAAGUCAAGAAAAACAACGCGAUGCUAAUGGUCUUUCUCAUGGUUAUAUAUCAUGGAAUGAAUUUGUUCAAGAUAUGUUAUCGAAAGGAGAAGUUGAAGAAGUUAUUAUCCACAUAGAAGAAGAACUUGCUUAUAUAAAAUUACAUCCACAACCGCUAUUUGAUCGAGAUACAUUUGUUAUGAAGAUAAGUAAUGUUGAAAAAUUUGAAGAAAAAUUACGAAAAGUUGAAUCAGAUUUACAUAUUGAUCCAACAAGUCGAAUAUUAGUCAGUUAUACACGAAACAGUCAAUGGCCAGGUGUAAUUUUUGUUCUUUCAACUGUUAUACUACUAUUUGCUUUUCUUAAAUCACGUAUGAAAAUGAAUUUUGUUAAUCCAAUGGAGAUGAUGACAAAAGCAAAAUUUACUAUGGUUGAUCCACAUAUAAAAGUUAAUAUACCAAAAAUUUCUUUCCGUGAUGUUGCUGGUAUGAAAGAAGCUAAACAAGAAGUUAUGGAAUUUGUUGAAUAUAUGAAAACACCAGAAAAAUUUGCUGAAUUAGGAGGAAAAGUUCCAAAAGGUGCUCUACUUCUUGGUCCACCAGGUAUUGGUAAAACAAUGUUAGCUAAAGCAGUUGCUGCCGAAGCAGGUGUACCAUUUCUUUCUAUGAAUGGAUCAGAAUUUGUUGAAAUGAUCGGUGGUCUUGGAGCAGCUCGUGUUCGAGAUUUAUUUCGAGAAGCACGUAAACGAUCACCAUGUAUUAUUUAUAUAGAUGAAAUCGAUGCAAUUGGAAAGAAAAGACGUGGAGAAAAUAAAUCCAGUUAUAUGACGAGUAGUGAAGAAGAACAUACAUUAAAUCAAUUAUUAGUUGAAAUGGAUGGUCUUGAAUCAAAAACAAAUGUAAUUAUGCUUGCAUCAACAAAUCGUGCAGAUGUACUCGAUAAAGCUUUACUUCGACCAGGUCGUUUUGAUCGACAUAUACUUAUUGAUUACCCAACAUUACCUGAACGUAUUGAAAUAUUAGAAGUUUAUUUAAAAAAACUUAAGAUAGAAAAAGAUGUCAAAUUUUAUUCAACACGUUUAGCACAAUUAACACCGGGAAUGAGCGGAGCUGAUCUUGCUAAUAUAUGUAAUGAAGCUGCAUUACACGCUGCACGUACAGGAAAAAAAGUUAUUGAACGAAAUGAUUUUGAAGCUGCUGUCGAACGUGUUGUUGCUGGUGCAGCUAAAAAAGAAAGUACAAUGGCACCAACAGAAAAACGUACUGUUGCCUAUCAUGAAGCUGGCCAUGUUAUAAGUGGUUGGUUUUUAAAAUCAACAAGUUUACCAUUAAAAGUAACAAUUGUACCAAGAACAGGACCAGCUCUUGGUUUUGCACAAUAUAUGCCAAAAGAUAAAAAAUUAUUUCAUGAAGACGAAUUUGAUGAAGACUUAUGUGUCAUGUUAGGUGGUCGAGUUGCAGAAUUGAUUGUAUUUAAUCAUGCAUCAACUGGAGCUCAAGAUGAUUUAAAACGAGCAACAAAAUUAGCUUAUGCUCAAAUAAAACAAUUCGGUAUGAGUAAGACAAUUGGUCUCAUUUCCUUUCCUGCUGAUCGACAGAAUCCACAAAAUGAUGAUUUUGGUGUUAAACCAUAUAGUAAACGAUUACAACACAUGAUGGAUGAGGAAGCACAACAACGUCUUGCUCAUGCGUUCCAACGUACGGAAAAAUUAAUGAGAGAAAAUCGAGCUAAACUUAAUAUUUUAGCUGAAGAAUUAUUAAAACGUGAGACACUUAAUUAUGAUGAUAUUGUUAAACUUAUUGGUCCUCCACCGUAUCCUGAUAAACAAAAAAUGGAUAUUAUCGAUUGGGAUGAUACAGUUUCAACGCCAAAACCAUCGACUAUUCCACCAACAACUGAAUCAUUAGGCGGUACAGGCCAAGGCACGGCUGGUGAAGGUCCACCUUCUCCAGGAGAUAAUACUCAUCAUACUUUAGAAAAAUAA
Molecule: messenger RNA, 2424 nt
Organism: Adineta steineri
Lineage: Eukaryota; Metazoa; Rotifera; Eurotatoria; Adinetida; Adinetidae
Source: the annotation of a GenBank genome assembly